Messenger RNA from Plutella xylostella (diamondback moth), 1806 nucleotides. NCBI's taxonomy places the organism in Eukaryota, Metazoa, Arthropoda, Insecta, Lepidoptera, Plutellidae. The record is from RefSeq and is a predicted model, not a curated record.
CAAAGGAAAGUACCAGUAAGAAAUUUGAUAAAACUUACCUAUAUAACUAGUUAUAUUCCGCAAUUUACUAGGAAAUCUUUAACGAAAAUACAAUGAGAUCAACACAUCCGACCGCGAAAAAGCCCCCGCAAAUAAUAUUCACCAAAAACACGUAUAGUCCUGGAGUGAAAGUGGAAAAUUGGGACUACAGUCGUUUUGCUGAAGUUAAAGACAACUAUGUAUAUCGCGACCGUCUAAGCAAUCAAGUGAGCACAUACUGUCGGCUAGGUACUCAAGACCAGCCGUUUACUACUGAAACUAGGGAAAUGCUCGCACAGAUUCACACUAAAACUGACCCUGUGUACACCUUCAAGCCACUCGUGAACUUUACAUCUUAUCCGUGUACUGAUACGCCUGGUAGAAACAAAUUAAUGAAGAAUGCUAAUUUGGCUCAACUACCUCCCGACUACGGCGUUAUGGAUUAUAUUUCAACACACCAAGAUGACUUUAGGAACCCUUACCCAUGUGUUAUGAAACCGCUGACAAUGUCGUCGCCACCUUGGAUGCUUAACCGUGUGGUCCGAUCUGGACUGACUCUGAAGCAGGAGUCGGUGCCAGACGCCGGGGACCACAAGUUUCUGGACGACGGCGACGACGCGCCCCUGGACCACAUCCGCCGCAUGAGGAUGCCCCGACACCUCUCCUUCAACCCCGCCUCCGGUCUACAAGACUUCCCCUGUCCAAACCCCAGAGAAUGAUAAACACGGAAGUAAUGGUUUUAUCAAUAUUUUAUUUAUCAAUGUCAAAUCAAAAAGCUAUGUAUACAAAACACAACAAAAUUAGAACGAUGAAAAACAAAGAAACUAAAAUAAUUUCUAAAUUAAGUAUGAAUAACGAAAAUCUUAGAAAAACUAAUUUUAACUGAUAUUUUAUGAAUAAUUAAUAGAAAAUUAACGUAGACGUAGCUCUUUCGAUGUUUAAUACAAGGUAUCACAUUAAGUGCCAUGUAAUAAAUGACUAAAAUUAUAUUUGUUUCCUUCACACUAUGUUUAAAUUUGAGAAACUUUUAUAAAUUACUGAAAUGCCGACAUUAGUCUAAAAACUAUAAUAUUUAGUAAACAAACAGAUAAACUUAAAAUACAACAGUAAUUGAACAUACAAGGUUGUGUUAAACUUAUCACCACAUUGGAAGAUAUUCAUAAAUUUUUGCAACUUACUGAACUCACACAUAAAAAGAAAAAACAUAGACUGCCAAUAACUUAUACCGAGGCUUAUACCCUGCCGCCAUUCGAGAUAUUACGAUAACCGAGUUUCGCCAACAGUUGGAUUAAUGUUUGAAUCUUGUAGCAUUAACACGAUUCUAGAAAAGAUUUCUUGCUAAACUCAGUUGUCCAGGCGGCCUCCAUGGCAUAUUAAAUUAAAACAUAAUGCCUCUUCUAAAAUAAUACAGGUACAAUGGCCUGCACAGAAAUAUGACCCCUCUUGAGUGACAUUGCUACUGAGAGUCUACUGUCAGGUUUCUUUGCAGCCCACUUUACACCAUAAAAAAGUAAAUUUAUGAAACACUCAUAAACCUUUUAAAUAAUAUCAAUAGUAGUACUUACACUAACCAAUGCUAUUUGUAUUUAUAUAGCAGUUCCUGUAGGAUUUUUGAACUGCAUCCAUAUUCAUACUAGAAUCUAUAACUACACUUGUUUCUUGUUAAUUCUAUUUUGUACAAAUUAGAAAGUGAAUUGAGGUAUGCCAGAUUUGCGAGUUAUACAACUUUAAUAAGAUUUAUAUAUUUUUAACAUUAUAUUAUAUAAUAAAAUCUAUUUGCUUGAGAAA